This is a messenger RNA of Xylaria bambusicola, 1350 nucleotides long. RefSeq lists its product as uncharacterized. The transcript has 2 exons. Bases 682 to 1170 code for a protein of 162 amino acids. Lineage: Eukaryota; Fungi; Ascomycota; Sordariomycetes; Xylariales; Xylariaceae. The record is from RefSeq and is a predicted model, not a curated record.
CGAGUACUCGGAUAUGUGGAAGAUGUGAGGAAGUUCACCUAGCGGAGGCGAGAGCGCCAUGCUGUGUUUGACCGUUCCGUGGCCUGCUGCCAGCCUGACAGAUUAUAUAUAUAUGUAGAGGCAGCCAAUAAUCUACCUCCAAUCCCAAUUCUCAUGCAUUGCCUUUGCGUGCUGCUCUGCACAACAGAUCUAAUUCUAGAUAGAUAACGAAAGAAUAUUUUCUCAUGUAAACAGCACACAUCAUAUACUUCCUUUGUCUAUACACGUACACGCAUUACUCACUUAGUGGCGCUGGAUAUUCAUUUCGCGAAAUUGGAAGAGAUGAAAGGCCACUUGCUACAGACUAGAGAGAGGUACCCCAAUUACAUUGGCGCAGCUCUUUUCACAUUUAUUGACCUUUGCUUGAUUCACCACGGGUGCGAACCCUCCGGUUAUUACCUGUUGCAGCAAAUAUCCGCCCGCGUUUUCACGAAGGAGUGGGGAGGGAAAUGGCGUUCACCACCGUCCUUCCUGGUCACGUUGUGUUGUUGAGGCUGUUUUGUCUAGAUUUAAUAAUAUCGCUGGGUUAUUUUAGCUGAGAUGGAUUCGAGCAUUGAUCUGCAUUCGUGGCUCAAAUGUAUUGCUCCUGUGGUGCUUGUUUUGAUUGUAAGAGAUACAAUCCACUAGCUAGGUAACUUUGCCAUGCCGUCCUGGAUCACCAAGUUUAUCGCCAUUGCGGCUGCGGUUGCGCCCUGCGCUGUUGUCCUCGCGAAGCCGGAGCAGAUCCGUGGUGUAUCGUCGCCUAUCUUUCACUAUUAUCUGCAGGCUUAUCGGCAAGAUCCGAAAAUCCCAGUCAUGGGCCCGGAGGCGAGCAGCGAGUACUUCAACAUCGCGAGCGGAGCGAUCCAGAGCGCCAACAGCAGCGCGUAUCUGACGGUCGGCCAGGACAGCACCUCGUACAAGACGCUGACGCUGAGCGCGGGGACGGCGGCGGCGGCGCUUGGCUGGGCCCUCGAGGGAGACACUAUCAUCACGGGCACGAGCAGCGCUUGGGGCCGCCAGCUAAACUUCCUCGUGUGCAAGAUUGGGAGCGGUGAUUACUGGCAGGUGUAUCUACAGACCGGUAGCGAGGUCCCGUCUGGCAAGACGUGCAGUAACUACCAGAGCCUGCACUUGCCUUGUCUUUGCUAGGGGGGUUAUUAGGUGUUGGGCAGGAAGUGAGCUGCACGUGAGAGGGCUUGGUGACCAAUAUGUAUAUAUGGGUUGGGUAUUUUGAUAUAUUUACAUUCAGAGUCUUAUUCUUGAUGUACAUUUUUAGCCCCGGGAGCAUUUUAGCCCCGUUGUUUGAGCGUAUGGAUACCUCUAAACUGG